Erigeron canadensis is the source of this 754-nucleotide messenger RNA. Its product is annotated as pectinesterase inhibitor 9-like. Gene Ontology annotation, biological process: negative regulation of catalytic activity. Lineage: Eukaryota; Viridiplantae; Streptophyta; Magnoliopsida; Asterales; Asteraceae. Gene Ontology annotation, molecular function: enzyme inhibitor activity. The coding region runs from base 71 to 628 and encodes 185 amino acids. The transcript has a single exon. The record is from RefSeq and is a predicted model, not a curated record.
CUAUUCUCUCUUGUCUUCACUUCUCUCUAGCUAAAGACUAAACCAAGAAUAAUAUAAUUCACAUAAAGAGAUGUGGCAAACCAUUUUAGCAUUUCUCAUAUUCAGCCUAACCAUAACCCCAACAACAUCCAACAACACCAAUUACAUCUAUAAAUCAUGCAACACCACGUUGUACCCUGGGCUUUGUUACGUGUACCUUUCACGAUUCGCCACAAGAAUCCAUAAAAGCCCAAGACUCUUGGCCCAAACCGCGCUAGCUGCAACACUUAGCACUACACGGACCACCACAAAAAAAUUAAUAGCUUACUCAAAAACCCACAAAUUGACACACAAAGAAAUGGCUGCAAUGAAAGAUUGCCUAGAGGAAAUCGAUGAUUCGGCCUACCAACUCCACUUGUCCAUGGUAGAAAUGGGUAAAAUCCGAUCUGGAUCCGAUUUCUUGUUUAAUAUGAAUAGUAUAGAAACAUGGGUCAGUGCGGCGCUCACGGAUGAUGAUACAUGUACGGAUGGUUUUUCUGAUAAGUAUAUGAACAAAGAGGUUAAAUUCGUGGUUCGCACACAUGUUACGAAGAUUGCGCAUUUGGCUAGUAUCGCACUGGCAUUUGUCAACAACUAUGCCAAGGGAUAAUUAAUCAGUCAAUUAUUGGAGAAUUUAUCAGAUUGUAUGUCACGGUACAAAUUAAAUAUUUAUACUCGAAUGUAUAAAAUUUUCACAUUGUCCAUUCAUGCUAUCAAAUAAUUGAUUCAUUGGUAA